Cantharellus anzutake is the source of this 751-nucleotide messenger RNA. RefSeq lists its product as uncharacterized. The record is from RefSeq and is a predicted model, not a curated record. The coding region runs from base 208 to 720 and encodes 170 amino acids. The transcript has a single exon. Lineage: Eukaryota; Fungi; Basidiomycota; Agaricomycetes; Cantharellales; Hydnaceae.
UGCUUUUCCUUUGUCGUCGUAGGAUGGAGCGUAUGUUAUGCUCGUCGUCCUGGUUCUCGCCCUGCACGGCCAGGAACUGCUUCCUCGUCCAGCCUUGGCGCCAUUUGGGAAAGACGUCAACUCGUUCCGUAGGCUUCGCCGAGUCUGUCAUCGAGUCGAGGCUGGAGCCUGCGGGGUGAGCCGGCCUCUUGAUACAACGAACCCUCAAUGGUCAAGGGAUAUACAAAGCACCUUUGGUCCACGCACCAUAACUCGCAGCCUUGCCCAAGGAGGGCAGCGAUAGAUAUUCCUGGGCAUAUGGGGACAUCAGCAGUAGUUCGAAUCCGGGAGGGAAAAUGUGACUUACGGCCAAACCUGCUGGGUGGACAUCAUGCAGUGCAACCGAUCUGCAGGGCUGAUGCCCACCCUAACACAGGAAAGGGGUAUGACCAACGGACGCUCGCGCCCGUGGAAGCAUGGUACAUACCGGCGCCGUUGGAGCGCCCCGAUGGAGUGCCUCUCUCCCAAUGCAAUCAGAGACGGACCGCUCGACACCUGGAAAGAAAAAUUGCACAAAUAAGCUUAGAGAGAACAUGGCUAACUAAGGGCAUGGCGCGUACGGCUUGUGCGCCGAGGCGAUGUCUUUAUCACUCCUAUUGGAAAUGUGGCCCGGAGUCAGUGUGUCCACAGCAUGUUGUACGCGAAUGCCUCCAGAGUCGGAGCCAGCAGAGCCGAGCAUAACAAGACAAUCCUACGAUUCAACGCCACGUGG